Pleurotus ostreatus (oyster mushroom) is the source of this 894-nucleotide messenger RNA. RefSeq lists its product as uncharacterized. The transcript is spliced from 3 exons. Lineage: Eukaryota; Fungi; Basidiomycota; Agaricomycetes; Agaricales; Pleurotaceae. Gene Ontology annotation, cellular component: mitochondrial outer membrane. Bases 1 to 894 code for a protein of 297 amino acids. The record is from RefSeq and is a predicted model, not a curated record. Gene Ontology annotation, biological process: protein insertion into mitochondrial outer membrane; mitochondrial outer membrane translocase complex assembly.
AUGGAUGCUCACGGUGGCAUUGAAGAUGAUGACCAGAAGCUGCUACAGUCAGCGCUUUCCGACGCUUUCAAUGUCCCCCCACUUGCUACGGAACGCGUAGAAUCCGCACCCGCGCCGCAGCCUAAGGUCGCGACAGAAGAGCCAAGCGCGGAUACCAGUAGCUCCAGCUCAGAUAACGAUGCAUGGAAACAUGAAUACGAGUCUCAGGUGGAAACAUGGCGAGAGCAGUCUGCGCUAGCCCGCGAACGGGCUGAGAAGGAGCGAGCUCGUUGGGAGGCGCUACGCGCUACGGAACAACAAGACCUAGCACGGCGAGGUCUUGAGCAAAAGCAGCCACUGGUUGAAGCCCCCUCCGUGACAUUCACGUCUUCUUUUGAUUCACCAAGCCCAGCCGAUUCUCGUGACCUCGUUGCAGGAGAAUCUCAGAAGCAGGCUGCCCCACUAGCUGCUCCGCCUAGUGGUCUCGCACAUGCUUCAGUCACCUCGCGCACAGACAACCCAGAGAAGUGGGAAGAUAUCCCCUCCUCCUUGACUUCGUCGUUUCCAUCCAUGUCGUUUCCGGAACAUACCGAGACGCCUUCACCGACAAGCAAACCACAACCGGAAGCCACAAAAAUCAACCCACCUUCAGCCACAGUUUCUGUGUUUGAUACUUCCCUUUCGACGCAAACGCGUGCCAAAGCCUUGUUCGCCGCCGUCGCUAUCAACCUACUAUUGCCGUUUGUGAAUGGCGUGAUGCUCGGUUUUGGGGAAAUAUUUGCGAAGAACGUGGUUCUCCAGUGGUUUGGUUGGAAUAAGCCUGCGAGGACAGGACGAGUAGCUACUGCGGUUGGGCUGGGGUUGUCAAAGCCAUUUGAUAUAUCUGCCAGAAAGGACCAAUCUGGCGGUAAAUAG